AAUGACACAAUGAAAAUUCGAUUUUAUGCGCAGCGUGAAUCAGAUCUGCAUUGCAUUGGUCCAGGAAACGGUACUCUGAAAAUUUUGGCUCAUAAUUCGACGAUCGCAGUGAAAGUCUUUUACCAAUACGAAGCACUGCCGGGUUUGCAAAUCAGGACCAUUGAAUGGCACAAUCAAGUACUGUACGUUGAUAAUCAGCGUCUUUUGCUCUACUGGUGUUUCAAACGAGCGAAAAAUGGUUCCUGCGUGCAGCACGACGCCGAUAUUCUUGUGCGAUCGCGACAUCUCGCUUACCACGAUAUGGCUUUGCUGAAGCCCUACCUAAAGAUGGCCUGUGCAGAGCAACAACAUCUCCGAUGGUUCGACCUUCACUGUACGAGACCGUGCAUUUACUCAGUCUUCUGA
Messenger RNA from Gongylonema pulchrum, 405 nucleotides. The record is from the annotation of a GenBank genome assembly. NCBI's taxonomy places the organism in Eukaryota, Metazoa, Nematoda, Chromadorea, Rhabditida, Gongylonematidae.